AUGAAAUCAGUAAGAAAUAACAAGACGUACAGGCGUUUAUAUGAGAAGUAUUCGAAUAGUGUUAAUCAAAAUUAUAAUCUCUCUCUUAUAUCUGAUCAGUUGUUCUUUCUCUCAUUUGCACAAUCUCUUUGUGGACAACAUAGUGGAACUUCUCUUUUAAUACAUUCAAUAGUUGUUCCACAUGUAAUGGAAAGAUACAGAGUAUUCAGGGCGUUGGUUAAUAGCAAAGAAUUCGCACAUGCAUAUGGAUGUCCAGUUGGUUCACCAAUGAAUCCUGAUACAAAAUGCGAUAUAUGGUGA
Messenger RNA from Schistosoma haematobium, 300 nucleotides. RefSeq names its product NEDD8 protease Nep2. The coding region runs from base 1 to 300 and encodes 99 amino acids. The transcript is spliced from 4 exons. Gene Ontology annotation, biological process: protein processing. Gene Ontology annotation, cellular component: plasma membrane. The record is from RefSeq and is a predicted model, not a curated record. NCBI's taxonomy places the organism in Eukaryota, Metazoa, Platyhelminthes, Trematoda, Strigeidida, Schistosomatidae. Gene Ontology annotation, molecular function: metalloendopeptidase activity.